This is a messenger RNA of Hyalella azteca, 1971 nucleotides long. It is a transcript of the gene Syngr, whose product is annotated as synaptogyrin. The coding region runs from base 231 to 920 and encodes 229 amino acids. Lineage: Eukaryota; Metazoa; Arthropoda; Malacostraca; Amphipoda; Hyalellidae. The record is from RefSeq and is a predicted model, not a curated record. Gene Ontology annotation, cellular component: neuromuscular junction; synaptic vesicle membrane. The transcript has 5 exons.
ACGCAAUCAGAUCAAUUUAACUCCCAAGCUAAAAGAAGAAAAUUGUUCUUGAAACUUGAGUAGCAUAUUCCUGCCGAACACUGUUUAUGCUUAGCUUAUGAUGAUGUAUUUGACAGUCUAAAAUACGAAUUCUCAUUAUUGUUUACACGCUUUUAUGAGAACAUGACCUCAGCUGUGUUUGCCUUGAUUCUUGAAACUGGGAGUCUCUGAAGUCAUACACAGACGCAAUCAUGGAGGGUGCGUACGGUGUCGGUAAAGCUGGAGCUGCGUUCGAUCCUAUAACGUUCGUUCAAAGACCUCAAGUAAUAUUAAGAGCCGUUUGUUGGCUGUUUUCUAUCAUCAUCUUUGGUUGCAUCUCAUCACAAGGUUGGACUAACAAUGAGAAAGGCAAUGAGGUCUGCCUCUACAAUGGAGAUGGCAAUGCUUGCAAUUAUGGAACUGGCAUCUCAGUUAUUGCUUUCUUGGCUUGCAUUGGCUUCCUGGUUGGAGAAUUUCUCUUCGAACAAAUGUCUUCCAUCAAGACCCGCAAGCGCUAUGUCUUGGCUGACCUUGGCUUCUCAAGCUUCUGGUCACUGCUGUACUUCAUUGGUUUCUGCUACCUCACCAACCAGUGGAGCAAGUCUGAUGCACCUCCUGGUAACAUAGGCGUCAGCAACAUGCAGGCUGCCAUAGCCUUUUGCUUCUUCUCUAUCUUCACUUGGGCUGGUCUGGGUUACCUCGCUUUCUUGCGGUUCAAGCAAGGCUCUGCUCAGGCAUUUGCCCCCAGCUAUGAAGUGGACCCUAACGCUGCUGUGGCUGCGGCAGAGAGUGGCUAUACAAGCUACCCUGAUGCUACAGACCCUCAGGGUGGCUAUGCUCAACCACCUUUUGGGGGGCUCCAACAAAUUGACCCUCAACAACAGCAGCAGCAACCCUACUAAGGCGGCGCCCUCCCUGCAUUGCGGUGCGCCACUUGAAAACCUGGCCUCUUCAUUGGCCUCUGCCUUCAGGCGUCAUUGAUGUUCGGCAUUUGAGCGACCAUGCAGCACGUCAGUCGCUUAAUGCGCAACUAAAGCAUUAGCAGUGGCACAUAUACUUCUCGUCGUCUUGUAAAAGUUCUCCAUAGUUACAAUAAUAUAACCUAUUGGUACAAUAGUCUCGAACAUACCCUUCAAUUCUAGUCCAAUGAUUCAGCAGAAAUUUAUUUUUGAGGACCAAUCACCUGUCUGCUCUAAUGCCCCGUCAGAAUAGUGCUUGAUGUGUGCUUUUUUUAGGUACUCUUAUUCAUUUUACAAACUGUUGCGUAGUAUGUUGGAUAUCUUGCUUCCCUUAUGUACUAGUGUCAUUCGUACCUUGAAGGCAUACCGUAUAUCUCAGUCCCGAGAAAUGAACUUCAAGUUAUCUCAUGAACCAUGUAGUGAUUGAUGUACAAUUUUCAUGAUUGCAACAAAUACCACCUAUGAUAAAAUACUGUUGUACUAUUCAAUCUCUGUACAUUUUAAUAUUGAUAUUCAAUCCUCUGCAUUUCCGGUAUCAUAUAUAAUCAAUUAAAAAAAGGAUUUACCUAACAUUUGCGAGCUGCUCACAAAGUGAUUGAUGGAAAGCAAGAAGAAAUUGUUUGCGCCAGUGUCCCGUGUAGAUAAUUUGUUCACGAUGUAUUUCCUACCACGUUUGUUAUUAGUCAAUUAGUGUUUAGCAUGUCCAUCACUUCCAGUGUGAAUUUUUUUUGCCAAAGUUUUGGAAUUAUUCAACUUUAUUGUCAUUGUUAACUUUAUUUACAGCGCUAAGGUUCGUGAGUAAAUGCUGCUUAGUUUCAGGCAAAUUUCUGGGUCAUGUGUUGACGUGAUUGAAUCCUUGUGUUCACUGCACUCAGACUGGACCCGACAGGUGAAAAAUUUUUGUGAUGAGAUGGAAAGUUUUUAGUUUGCUAUGUUCUGAAUUACAUAUCUUUUUAGUUCUUCAUUUGUUCAUAAGUUGGGAUUUUUUGCCGAA